GGCUCCGGCCCCGGCCCGGAGCUUCAGCUUCAAGAUAAACAGUAAUGGCGGAGGCAGCAGCAACUGCAUCUACAGUCUCCGGAGGAGGCUGGACUAAACACGUCACCUGCAGGUAUUACAUGCAUGGGGUUUGCAAAGAAGGGAACAACUGCCGCUAUUCCCAUGACCUCACCACCAGCAAACCAGCCAUGAUCUGCAAAUACUUCCAGAAAGGAUGCUGUGCUUACGGGGACUGCUGCAGGUAUGACCACACCAAACCACCCAAGCAGGAUGUCCUGAGCGGUCCCAAGCCGAUGAUGCCAGCGGAGUGCAGCCUUGCCCCAGACUGCUCUCCGGAUCUCAAACUCAGUGGGCAGGGCAGGAAGGAGGGUCCACACUCCUCAAGCUCUGUUGACUGGGUCAAUGCGGCGGAGUUCGUGCCGGGCCAGCCAUACUGCGGGCGAGGCUUGGCUAGCACUCCUUUUAAAGGAGGACCACUGGUAAUGUUGCUCGAGGUAGUGAGAGGGGCUCCUAUGUGUGCAGAGUCUUCUCCAGGGCUGCUGAUAGAGGAGGAGUAUGACAAGCAGCAGCUGGCAGACAAGGAGCUGAAGAAGCAGCUGUGCCCGUACGCAGCGCUCGGAGAGUGUCGCUACGGUCUCAACUGCGCCUAUCUCCAUGGCGACGUGUGUGACAUGUGCGGGUUGCAGGUGCUCCACCCCUCCGACACCACACAGCGAUCCCAGCACAUCAAGGCAUGCAUCGAGGCUCACGAGAAGGACAUGGAGCUGUCGUUUGCAAUCCAGCGCAGUAAGGACAUGCUGUGUGGAAUCUGCAUGGAGGUGGUGUAUGAGAAGGCCAACCCCUGUGAGCGGCGCUUCGGCAUCCUGUCCAACUGCAGCCACUGCUACUGCCUCAAAUGCAUCCGCAAGUGGAGGAGCGCCAAGCACUUCGAGAGCAAGAUCAUCAAGUCCUGUCCUGAGUGUCGCAUCACGUCGAAUUUCGUCAUCCCUAGUGAGUACUGGGUGGAGGACAAAGAGGAGAAACAGAAGCUGAUCCAGAAGUACAAGGAUGCAAUGAGCAGCAAGCCAUGCCGCUAUUUCGAUGAGGGCCGUGGGACCUGCCCCUUCGGAGGGAACUGUUUCUACAAACACGCUUUCCCUGACGGGCGCCUGGAGGAGCCGCAGUCUCGGAGACGGCAGCAGGGAUCCGCGGGGAGGCACCGGACUCCGAGACGGACGCCCCUGUGGGAUUUGUUCGAGGGAGAAAGCAACGACUCGUUCGAUAACGACGAGGAGGAGGAGGAGGUGGUGACCUUUGAACUGGGGGAGAUGCUGCUGAUGCUGCUGGCCUCUGGCACUGAUGAUGAGCUAAGCGACUCUGAGGAUGAGUGGGAUCUGUUUCAUGAAGAAUUGGAUGAUUACUAUGAAGUGUACCUAUAGCCCGCCUCGUGGUGCUGAGUCUAUCUCGGCCUCUGUGUGUGUGUGUGCGCGCGUGCUGCACGGUAGCUUCAUCCCUGUGUGUGGCAGUGCCUUUCUGGGCAGGCCAUUGGAAAUAAAUACAUAAAUAAAUAAGCCAGGUAAAAAGAAAGAAAGGGGUCAACGUGCACUUGUGCUCAAACCUUUCUUCCUAGAAUAAUUAUGUCUGUAAUGUGAGUCUGUCAUUGUCCAGUUUGAUUAAAUAAUUAUACAUUUAAAGAAGUUCUAAAUACAGAAACGCGAAUAAACAUUGUAUAAUGGAAUGGGCAUGGAGGUGGCUUGUGUAUCGUCUACCCAGGUGUCCUGUGGAUGUUCUGAAGACACGGUUCAGCAGUGGGGUGUGGACAAUUUUAGGCACAGUUGCAUGAAAAUAACACUGAGCAAAUACGUGGUUCAAAUACCAUUUUAAACACAGACACUUUAAACCUUACCUGGAUAAGUUUUGAUGCACACUGUAUCACAUGUUUUUAAGCGGGUCUUGGAGCACAUUUUUUUAUAUUUGUUUUUAAUUCUGUAUGUAUGUAUGUUAAGUCAAGUAUAAUUCUGAGCUGUGAAAGCGUUCAAUGCAGCACACCUGUGGUAGAUAAUAACAAGCCUCUGCCCCAGCACUGAAUCCAUCACUCCAAUUACUUCGUAAUGGUGCAUCUCAGACCCACACCAAGGAAUUGGAAGCUUCUUACUUGAACCCUUUCCGUCCUGGAGGGACCUCAAGGUCCUGCCUUAUCUUAGCAUCAUAUGUUAGCUGGUGCUGUCAUAAAUCGUGUUGGAACCUCACGGGACUCCUAGGUCCCAGUCUGAGGUAGUGUAUAAAUAUAUCUAAAAAACAAGUGCGUCCUGUUCACAUGGAUAUUCAAUAAAGGAGUUUAUUUUUCAGUUCGACAUAAAUAAUUCAGGACUGAAAGGGUUAAACUCCAGUAUGUUGUAAUAAAGGGGAGGUUCUUGUUAACUCCUUACCACUACGAAGGCAAGCCUUGUAUAGCCGAAUCGCUGCGACUUCCCCAAUGUUACUUUGUGUGCAAGUUACAUUAUGAAAUAUGGAUGUAUUUAUACAGUAUGUGCAGGUUUUUACUACUAAACCAUUAAAAAAAACAAAUCUGACGAUUUCAGGUUUGUUCAUCAAGGGUCCCCAGGUUUCACUGAGCGUGACUUCAUUUUUUGUGCAUUUUCUGGCUUGUGUCUGCCAAGUGUUCUGGUGAGAUUAUUCCAGGAUGUCUUUUUAUAGUCCGACGUGUUGGGUGCAUUUCUGGCGACAUCAUUACAUGGAUGUUAAAUAACAAUAUUCUCUACGUUUGCCACAUUGUUAUUAAAUAAAGGCAUAGCAGACUGAA
Molecule: messenger RNA, 2782 nt
Organism: Polyodon spathula (Mississippi paddlefish)
Lineage: Eukaryota; Metazoa; Chordata; Actinopteri; Acipenseriformes; Polyodontidae
Gene: mkrn1
Product: makorin, ring finger protein, 1
Exons: 9
Coding region: 45-1418 (457 amino acids)
Biological process (GO): protein polyubiquitination
Molecular function (GO): metal ion binding; ubiquitin protein ligase activity
Source: RefSeq, a predicted model, not a curated record